Messenger RNA from Nelumbo nucifera (sacred lotus), 1539 nucleotides. Its product is annotated as beta-glucosidase 18-like. Gene Ontology annotation, molecular function: beta-glucosidase activity. Lineage: Eukaryota; Viridiplantae; Streptophyta; Magnoliopsida; Proteales; Nelumbonaceae. The record is from RefSeq and is a predicted model, not a curated record. Gene Ontology annotation, biological process: carbohydrate metabolic process.
AUGAAGAUAACUUUGGCAUUUGUUUUGUUUCUUCAACUGCUCAUUUCCAUCGGUUGUGCAUUGGAUCGUAGCCAGUUUCCUCAAUCGUUUCUUUUCGGAACUGCAACUUCUUCUUAUCAGAUUGAAGGUGCCUACCUAGAAGGUAAUAAAAGCCUCAGCAAUUGGGAUGUGUUCACUCACAUACCAGGAAAAAUAAAAGACGGAAGUAACGGAGAUGUCGCAGAUGAUCACUACCAUCACUACAUGGAAGAUGUGGAAUUAAUGCAUUAUCUUGGAGUGAAUUCCUACAGGUUCUCCAUUUCAUGGUCAAGAGUCCUACCAAGGGGAAGAUUUGGGGAGGUUAAUUCCGGAGGAAUUGAAUUUUAUAACAAACUUAUAAAUGCCCUCUUGAUCAAAGGGAUUCAGCCAUUUGUUACAUUGAAUCAUUUUGAUAUGCCUCAAGAACUUGAAGAUCGAUAUGGGUCAUGGCUAAAUUCACAAAUACAGCAAGACUUUGGAUAUUUUGCGGAGGUAUGUUUCAAAGCUUUUGGUGAUAGAGUGAAGUAUUGGAGCACAUUCAAUGAACCAAACAUCAUUGUGCCAUAUGGUUACUUAUUUGGGGGAUGCCCACCUUCCCGUUGUUCCUAUCCCUUUGGUGAUUGUCAAUCUGGGGACUCUACAUUAGAGCCCUACAUUGCAGCGCACAAUAUGAUAUUAUCUCAUGCCACUGCUGCUGAAAUCUACAAGAAAAAAUAUCAGGUCAAACAAGGGGGAAAGAUUGGGAUAGUGAUGUCCUCCACUUGGUAUGAGCCACUUAGAGAUACCCUAACAGAUAAUUUGGCAGUUCAACGAGCUCUAGCAUUUGACACCGCCUGGUUCCUAGAUCCCAUAUUUUAUGGUGAGUAUCCUCCUGAAAUGCGCCAAAUUUUGGGUUCUAGAUUGCCAAUGUUUUCAGUGGAGGAUAAGAAGAAGUUGGGGAACAAGUUGGAUUUCAUUGGAGUUAAUCAUUAUUCUACUCUCUAUGUAAAAGACUGCAUGCUUUCUCAAUGUGAAUCUAGUACUUCUUUCGGGGAAGCCUCUGUUUACAUAACUGGAGAGAAAGAUGGCCACCCUAUUGGAGAUCCGACAGCAAUGCCAUCAUUCUAUGUUGUUCCAUAUGGCAUGGAGAAAAUUCUCAUGUACUUCAAAGAUAGAUACAACAAUACGCCAAUGUUUAUCACAGAAAACGGGUAUGCACAAGCAAGCAAUCCCAAUGUUUCCAAGAGGGACUUGCUCAAUGACGCUGGAAGAAUAGAAUACCUAAAAAGCUACUUGACUUCCCUAAAUUUAGCAAUGAGGCAUGGGGCUGAUGUGAGGGGUUACUUUGUAUGGUCUCUCAUUGACAACUUCGAGUGGCUAUAUGGAUACACGAUGAGGUUUGGGAUUUAUUAUGUGGACUACAAAACAUUAGAGAGAACACCCAAACACUCUGCUAUGUGGUACAGGCAAUUCCUGGCAAGAGAGAAGACACACAGAAAGGUUCUUUCAAGUCCGGUAGCCGGUACCUAUCAUUUUAGCUGA